AUGGAGACAAUUAGAGGUUCAUCAUUUAAUCAACAAGAAAAUGAGUUCUUAUAUUGUGUGUAUUUAGAAAUAUCACAACAUUCAAUUGGCAGCAAUAAUCAAUCUUUAAGAAAAAUUUAG
Molecule: messenger RNA, 120 nt
Organism: Raphanus sativus (radish)
Lineage: Eukaryota; Viridiplantae; Streptophyta; Magnoliopsida; Brassicales; Brassicaceae
Exons: 1
Coding region: 1-120 (39 amino acids)
Source: RefSeq, a predicted model, not a curated record